GCGAUCGUAAAGGCGGCCCACAAAGUGCCAGCACACACGUGGGUAUGCUCAUGUAUAUCGAAUGCAUAUAAACGGAAGGGAUAAGUGGCGAGGCGGCUACCCACUUUUCCUACGAAGGUAACAACGGAAAGGCAGCUCCCCGAUUGGUAUAUAUACUUCUCCUCCCCCUGGAGUGGUAAAAAAUUGAGCAGAAUCCCAAGUUGAAGGGCACCAGAAAGAUGGUAGUGGUAGUACCACCCCCAUAGGGUAUCUCCAAACAAGCGGACGCAUCAUCCUAAGCGUACAAAUUGACCACCCUCCGGGCGAAGGAACCUCACCACGAUCGCGCCGAAACAUGCGCGCGGCACGCCUGCCCCCGUGCGUGUCCGCCGGGAAGACAAACAGCAGCCACCACAAGGCGCCAUUCAUACGCCUGCAAAAAUGCAAAUUCACCAUUUCCCCUGCUAAGCAAAACAUUGCAAAAGGCAAACUUCUCGAAUGUAAAGAAAUAAACGACCACAAUUACGAAAGGGUAAUAAAAAAGAGCAAAACGUUUCUGCUCUACGGAUAUGCCCAAUACUCAAAUAGGUGCUUCACCCAUUUUAACAAGUUGACCACCAUCAGUAAUGACUUCAAAACAAUCAGGGAGGGUGAAAAAUUGCCCCUAUACAAGCUAAACGUAAGUAUAAAUAAUUUCCUCGUUCGAAAGUUCCACAUUAAAUCGGUCCCCACAAUACAGUUAAGGCAUAAAAAUAAGUUAAUAGAAGAACUGACUGGAAAUGAAUUAAAUGAGCAGGCAAAUGUGGACAGACUGCUAAGAAGGUGUGGCACUUACUUUAACUCCAUUCGAGAGGUAGACAAUAUGGUCGAUUUUUUGGCCAGGGAAGAGGAGCUCCCCAGUAGCGGUUAUGCUGAGUUAUUGGGGAGGGACCAAUUUAUUCAUGGGAUGUUCCCACGUUUUGCAGCAACUCAUGGGGAAGAAGCCCCCAUGGAUAUCACCUCCACCCCAAAGGACAAAAACAACUUCACUCUCGAAAUGAAAGAAAAAUUCCUCCCAAAAGAUACGCUAAACGAUUUGCUGCUAAAAUAUCAGUGCACCACGUAUGUCCUUUUUAAAAAGCUAGAGCUUUUACUAAACGGAGAAAAUAAAAAUCCCCAUCUGAUCAAAUGUGCCUUGGACGAAAUAAUUGCCAACCAUCGUUCCUACUUGGACAUACAUGAGCGCUACAGCAAGUUAAUGGCCAAAGCGUUUCUCCUCCUUUUCGAUGAGGAAAAAUUGGCAAUCGAGAAUUUGAUAGAUCUAAAAAAAGCUUUGCAAUCCCCGGAGGGUGAGAGUGAUUCUCCUAUACAUGUUGAUACUAUACAGACGAUUCGCUUCAACGAACCGAUCAUCACUUUCGACGAUUUUAAAAACAUCCAUUGGAGGUGGCUCAACCGGGUGGACGACUUCUUAUCCAACGAGGGGGAAGAGGAAGCUCCUUCCAAAGCGAUAACCCCUGGGGAAGUUCCCCCUUCAGGCGAAAAAACAGAAGAGAAACAAAAUGGCAAAUUAAAAAAAGCCUCAAAAGAUAAUGCAAAGACGAGAUACCUUAGCCGCGUGUGCAGAAUACUCGCCAUAAAAUAUUUGCAAAAGGAACAGCACGAUGAUGCCUUCCAACACGCCUUAGAAUCGUACAAAUUGACAUUCCCCCUAAAUGACGUGGACACAUCUAAAUCGAAGGUCCUGAUUGAAAAUUUAAUUUUAUAUUUAGGGGCCUACAAUCCGAGCGUCAUUAAAUUUUUGAGCCACCUGCAGUUGCUCUUUACGGACAAAAUCUUCCACGUGGUUCGCUUCCCCCACACAAGGGCAAUCAAAGGUGGGCGCCCAAUGAUGAAAAGGGGGAAGUCUGGCAAGUGGCUGUGGCUAAGUCAGGACUGGAAGCCUCGGUGGUUGAAGAAAAAGGCAAAGUUGAUUUUGGAGGACGAGUGGAGGUGCGUCCCUGAUAAGAACGUCCCCUUCUGGAAUUAG
Molecule: messenger RNA, 1987 nt
Organism: Plasmodium vivax (malaria parasite P. vivax)
Lineage: Eukaryota; Apicomplexa; Aconoidasida; Haemosporida; Plasmodiidae
Exons: 1
Coding region: 335-1987 (550 amino acids)
Source: RefSeq, a predicted model, not a curated record